Molecule: messenger RNA, 1286 nt
Organism: Salvelinus sp. IW2-2015
Lineage: Eukaryota; Metazoa; Chordata; Actinopteri; Salmoniformes; Salmonidae
Product: T-cell-specific surface glycoprotein CD28
Biological process (GO): T cell receptor signaling pathway; regulation of T cell proliferation
Cellular component (GO): external side of plasma membrane
Source: RefSeq, a predicted model, not a curated record
GAGUAAUGCGAUACGAGGUUCCAACCCCAUCAAAGGUCACACACCGGUAGAGCGCGGAAACUUCUGAUGAAGUUCAGAGUGCACUGCCACAGAGUGCGGAUAUUUUUUACUCAAGAGUCUGUGCAGUCAGUCACCCAGCUAGAUGUGCAGCAGAGAGAGUUGCUUACAGUCGACGAGGGCCAGAUUGUUGUUCACAGUGAAGUGACAGGGAAGGAUGUUAUGAGAYGCACGCUGUCAUCGUGUGACRAGCAUGUGUUGUAUGUUUAGGUAGAGCAGAGCGGUCACUGUCUCGUUCGGUUUGGCAUACAGUGUAUCAUUACAUUUACCCUGAUUGUUGUGCACUGCAAAGGGAUAUCAGGGGAGCUUCAGUUUCACGACAAAACUGAGAACUUUCAAGAUGAUSGUUUACUGUAUACCCACGAUCCUCCUCUCCCUCUGCCUCUCCAGUGCUGCAAACAUGAUAAGCUCCCACAACUGUAACGACAAGCUCAGAACGUUCAAUGUGGUCCGUGUGUCUGUCAACGGCACUGCAUCGGUCAGAUGCCCCAACCUGACAGGCAAGGACCAGGAGGAGAUGAGAUUCCACCUUUACCUGGGCUUGGUCGAGGUUGGCAACCACACUCACGACAAUGCUCACAAYCACAACUCCACAGAGRCCGUGAGUCCUGUUGGGRAGGGUCUGGGGCUGAGGGUGAACAAACAGGACCAUACGGUCAGUUUUGUCCUCUCUGGAAUGACCACGGAGCGCGCUGGAGUCUAUACCUGUGAGGGGCACCCCAUGUACCCACCUCCCAUUGAGAAAGUACCAGACGAGCCUCAGACCUUGGUCCUGGUUGAAGCUCUCCAGUGCCAGGCAAGGAAGACUGUGGGAUGUGUCGAUUCUGGAGAUGAUGGUGUCCCUGCUUGGGCAUGGGUGCUGGGGUUCUGGGUCACCACCAUCUAUGGCCUKGUUGUCACGGUCAUCGCCUUUGCCAUCCGGCUCAGACUGAGGAGAGUGGAGUGUUCCCAGAGCGACUACAUGAGUACCAAACCCAGAGCUCCACUCGGGUGGCCCAGGAAGAAGCAGGGGGUCCAGCAUCCAAUCCGAAUGGGACGAUACUGAUCACGGUCAUCCUCAGAUCAGUCAUUCUCAUACAAAAGCUACACGAGAGUUGAGCCUUUAUUGGCMCUUGAGAGCUGACUUCGGAAACCCACCAAGUUCUUUAUGUAAACCAGUUCUUCAAGUCACAUGGUGUACAUCUAAAUUGUACAACUGAUUGUGUGUAAAUAAAGAUUGAGUUAUCUUA